AUGGUAAGUAGUGGGAAAAUUGUUCUCGCUUUAAGUGGGGGAGUGGACUCAGCCGUGGCAGCUUAUCUCUUAAAAAAAAGAGGCUAUGAAGUGAUUGCUGUUUUUAUGCAAAAUUGGGAUAACUACUUAGGUGGCCAAACAGUAGAAAUUUGUUCCCAAGUUCAAGACUGGGAAUUAAAAGAAGGUCUUACUCCUAAUCCCGAUAUUCUAUGUAAUAGUGCAAUUAAAUUUCAUUAUUUUGUUGACUAUGUAAAACAAAAAUUCGCUGCUGGUUUCAUUGCUACGGGUCAUUAUGCUAAAAUUACUCACAAAGAAGAAAAUUAUUACCUAAAUAAACCUAAAGAUAAUAAUAAAGAUCAAACUUAUUUUCUUUGUCUAAUUGACCGUGGUUUAUUAAGUAAACUAAUUUUUCCUUUGGCUGAUUUAACCAAAAAAGAAGUUCGUCAAAUCGCCGAAGAAAUCGGGCUAAAUAAUGCCAAAAAAAAAGAUUCGACUGGAAUCUGCUUUAUUGGCGAACACAAGUUUGAAAAGUUUCUUAAUAAUUAUUUUCCUAAAAAAGAAGGAGUAAUAAUGGAUAUUAAUAAACAAGAAAUAGUUGGAAAACACCCAGGAAUCCCUUAUUUUACAAUUGGUCAGCGGCGAAAUUUAAGAUUAAAAGGACAAAAAAAUCCCUGUUAUGUGGUAGCAAAAAAUGUUAAAGAAAAUAUUAUCUAUGUAGUUAGUGAAAAAGAAGUAUUUAAUUACUUUAAUAGCACUGAAUUAACAGCUAAGUUCCGUUAUCGUCAACCAGAAAUCCCAGUUAAAGUUUUUCCCACCAAAGAUUCUAAGGGGUGA
This is a messenger RNA of Funneliformis geosporum, 834 nucleotides long. The record is from the annotation of a GenBank genome assembly. Lineage: Eukaryota; Fungi; Glomeromycota; Glomeromycetes; Glomerales; Glomeraceae.